AAUAUUAUUAAUAUGUGCUGAGUUAUCAAUCCGGUCAUUAAUCUCCAAAAAAAACUAAAUAAAAGUACUGGAUUUCGUAACGUGUUUUAAAAUGCCAAGACUAUAUACUAGGAAGACUGAAAAAGGAAAAUGGACUGCAGAACAACUACAAGCGGCUAUACUUGCCUUUAACUCAGGUCGAAAAAUUCGUGAUGUUGGUCGAACUUUUGGCAUUGCAGAAUCAACACUUCGGAGUAGACUAAAAAAUCAAAAUUUUAUUAAACCUAAACUUGGUAGAAAACCAACAUUUUCGUUUGAGGUUGAAAAAGAAUUAACGAAUCAUGUACUAAAACUGUCUAAAUACUUUUAUGUUUUAACACCGACUGAAUUAAGACGACUUGCUUAUGAAUAUGCUGUUGCAAAUGACAUUGAACAUAGAUUUUGUAGCUCAACAAAAUCAGCUGGAUAUGACUGGCUAGGACUAUUUUUAAAAAGAAAUCCCGAAAUAAGUUUAUGCACUCCAGAAGGUACCAGUUUAAACAGAGUUUCAUCAUUCAAUGAAACUAAUGUACGAUUAUUUUAUAAAAAUCUAGAGGAAACGAUGGACAAGUUCAAACUGAAUGAUAAAUGUACUCGAAUUUUUAAUGUUGACGAAACAGGAAUUACAACUCUUCAAAAACCAUCAAGGAUUUUGGGUCCAAAAGGCCAAAAGCAAGUUGGGUCAAUAAUAAGCUGGGAACGUGGCAAAAAUGUUACAGUUGUUUGUUGUAUGAAUGCUGCAGAUUCAUUUAUUCCACCUAUGUUUAUAUACCCAAGGGCUAGAGUUAGUCAAUUGUUAGGUAGAGGUGGUCAAACUGGCUCUUUAUACGAAUGUUCAAAGAAUUGAUGGAUUACAACUGAACUAUUUUUUAAAUGGAUGGAACACUUUGCUUAAGUUGUCAAACCAACAACGCUGGAUCCAGUUAUGUUAAUAUUUGAUAAUCAUACCAGUCAUAUUUCUAUUGAAAUUUAUAACUUUUGCAGAUCAAAUGGCAUUUGUAUUGUGACUUUACCGCCACAUACAUAACAUAAAUUGCAACCACUUGAUUUAACUUUUUUUGGACCUCUGAAAACUACCUUUAAUCGUGAAUGUGACUUAUUUUUAAAAGCCCACCCACAUGAAAAAAUAACAAUGUAUGAUUUGGCUUCAAUUUUUAAUAAAUGUUAUACUAAAGUUGCAACAAUGGACAAAGGGAUAUCGGGAUUUAAUAGCGCCGGUAUUUUCCCAUUGAACACUGAUAAAUUCACAGCCGAUGACUUUGCACCUGCGCAAGAGUUACGUGAGGUAGAAAAAGAGUUUACUUUUGAAUAUUUAGAAAACGAACUUGUUAUUUCUGAAACUCAACGCUGCACUCAGCAAGGUAAUGAGAACGACCAAAAAAACUUUUCUUUGGAACGUGAAUUACAGUCAAUUGAAGAAGACUUUAAUUUUCCAAGUGUACAGGAUAAAUCAACAAGUAUACAUGAUACACUAGGAAUAGUUCAAAUAAAUGAUCUCCCAUCAACAUCAACUGGUAUUUAUCAUACAUGUAUUGAACAAUUAUGUCCAAUACCAAAAGUAAAUACCACAUCAACUAAAUGUACAUCACGCAAACGUAAAUCCAUCGUGUUGACAGACACGUCUAUGAAAUUAGAAUUGGAGCAAGCAAAAGAAAAACAGGAAAUGGCAAAAAAAAAAAAUAAAACAAGAAAAGUUAGUAAGAAAAAAAGAAAAUUCCAAACAAAAUAAAGUAAAGGUAAUUAAAGAAAAAGCACAACUUAACUCAAAAAAGAAUAAAAAACAAUCAACGGCUGUAAAAUCAAAUAAAAUUAAACGUGAUGGUAAACGUCAGCUUAACUUCAACACCAUUCUAAGUGAUGAAGAAACAGAUGAAAAUUAUUCCCAACAAAAAUGUGUAGUUUGUGGAGAAUUUGGUCUCAAUGAAGUAUGGUAUCGCUGUAGAAAAUGUGGACUUUGGGCACAUGCGUUGUGCACAUCAGCAAAUAGCCCUGCUUCGUAUAUUUGUGAUUUUUUUCAAUAAGUUCCUAUCUAAAACUAAAAGACUAUGUUUUUAAUUAAGUUCUACAUUUUUUAAUUUAAAAGUUAUGUUUUAUUUUAUAUUGUUAAAGGUUUCAAAGAUUAAUUAUAUUUAUGUUUUUUAAUAACUAUAAAUUAUUCUAAUUUACCUAUUUUUUUUUUAAAUUUUAUUAUACUCUUAAGAUUUUAA
This is a messenger RNA of Aphis gossypii (cotton aphid), 2225 nucleotides long. RefSeq lists its product as uncharacterized. NCBI's taxonomy places the organism in Eukaryota, Metazoa, Arthropoda, Insecta, Hemiptera, Aphididae. Gene Ontology annotation, cellular component: nucleus. The coding region runs from base 92 to 865 and encodes 257 amino acids. The transcript has 2 exons. Gene Ontology annotation, molecular function: DNA binding. The record is from RefSeq and is a predicted model, not a curated record.